AUGGAAGCCCCCCUAUCAAGCAAGAAAGAAGCGGCUCUUUCCACGGCGGAACCCGGAAAGGAGAAGGGCCGGUGGUGGCCAUUCGGGAAAGUGGGGCCGAUCAGGUGUCUUCAUUCAAGCGACAAUACAGAAGAAGAACGAAACAAAGUGAGAGGCCGGGGGGCAGGGAAAAGAGUCGAGUCGAUCAGGCUCGACGACCGGGAGAAGGAAAACGAAAGAAGGAUUUGGCCGAAAAAGAAGGAAGGCUAUGGAUACCAUGACCGAUCACCAUCGAGAAAGAAGAAUCUUUCUAAAUUACUUCUGGUCAGCGGGGCCUUCAAGCAUCCGAAAGACGCCGGGGUUGUAAAUGACAUAUCCUUCCUGAUAGAAAAUGACGACUCCUUCAGAAAAACGAAGUUAUUCCAUUUCUUUUUCCCAAAGAAGUCCCGCUCCGACGGCCCGACGAGUCAUCUACUUAAAAGUAAAAGGACCCUCCCCGCAGUGCGCCUCUCCUUGAAUUAUUUGGUCAUGCAAUAUUUUUUGAAUACAAAGAACCAAAUUCAUUUCGACCCCGUCGUAGUUCUCAAUCAUUUCGUGUCACCGGGCGUGGCUGAACCAUUUACGAUGGGGGGAGCGAAUGCACAGGGAAGAAGCUUAGAUAAGAGAAUACGUUCUCGCAUCGCCUUUUUUGUAGAAAGCUUGACCAGCGAGAAAAAGUGUUUGGCCGAAGCCAAAAAGAGGUUGACUCACUUCAUUCGCCAAGCGAAUGAUCUUCGCUUCGCGGGAACAACAAAAACCACCAUCUCGCUCUUUCCUUUCUUCGGUGCUACCUUUUUCUUUCUAAGGGAUGGGGUGUAUAAUAACCUUUUUUUUAAGGAUGCCCGGGAACAACUCCUAGGUCAAUUAAGGAUAAAAUGUUUUUUCCUCUUGGGUAAGGAUAAGGUAAUGGAAUUGAGAGAUAAAUUCAUAAACCUAGGUGGGAUAGGAGAAUUGAUAAAGGGAAUAGAGAUGAUGAUAGAAAUCAUACUGAGAAACAGAAGAAUUCCGUACAGGUACAACUCUUAUUUGAACGAAAUGAAAAAAAUGCGAUCUUUGUUGUCUAAUAGAACAAAGACUAAUACCUUAAUUGAGUCGGUCAAGAUUCAAUCUGUUUAUCAAAGUGCUUCUCUGAUUGCUCAAGACAUCUCUUUUCAACUGAGGAACAAAAGAAUCGAAUUUCGUUCCAUUUUUAGUCAAAUAGUGAAGGAUAUUUCAUUAUUAAUGAAUAAAGGGGUAGAGGGGAUCCGUAUAUGUUGUUCAGGUCGAUUAAAAGGCGCAGAAAUAGCGCAAACUGAAUGCGGAAAGUAUGGAAAAACAUCUUGUAAUGUAUUUCACCAGAAAAGAGAUUAUGCUCCUGCGGAAGUAUCUACUCGUUACGGAAUCUCAGGUGUCAAAAACCCGAAACUCAAUCAAAAACAGAAAGAAGGAAAGCAGAAGGGAGAAGGUCUGAGGAAUUCUGUGAUUUCCGGGUCCGCAGCUGGGGAAGAAGCCGAAGGUGCAAAGAGAGCACCGGAUCUUGCAUGA
Molecule: messenger RNA, 1542 nt
Organism: Dovyalis caffra
Lineage: Eukaryota; Viridiplantae; Streptophyta; Magnoliopsida; Malpighiales; Salicaceae
Source: the annotation of a GenBank genome assembly